CGGCAAUGGAUCUUAGCAACUGGGGGAAUUUGGCAACAGAAAUGAUUUGUUUACUUCUGUUCCUAUAUGUGUGUUUUCCCCCCUUUCCUCAUGUAUGGGUGAAAGUGUUUAAAGCAUUUUCUACAUGGCUAAUGGAACUGAAAACUGCGUAUUUUGCCGCAUUAAAGAAAACUUAGAUACAUUUGUGUAUGAAAAUGAAGAAUUUUUAGCAUUCAAAGAUAAAAGACCUGCUACAUCACAUCAUUACUUAGUUAUUCCUAAAAACCAUGUGAAAAAUCCAUCAACUUUGCAAUCAUCAGAUGUUAGUCUUGUCAAAACCCUAGUAGAAAUUGGAAAGGAAAUCUUGAUGAAUGAAAAUGUCAGUUUAGAUGAUGCAAGGAUGGGUUUUCAUUGGCCACCUUUCAACACUGUACAACAUCUGCAUUUGCAUGUUAUAGCUUCUGUCAGUGAAAUGGGCUUUUUUUCUAAACUUAUUUUCAAGCCUGAUUCAUAUUGGUUUAUUACUAUUUGUAAUGCUGAGAUGCUGAAAUUACUGGCAGUUUGUAACAGUGAAACUGGUAGCUGUUGUUGUAGCUAUGCUUAGUUGAAGUGCAUCGACUUUUAUUGAAAGACUAGAGAAAGGUAAUUGAAAUUGCCUAAAUGCAUAUAUGUUUUAUUUUGAGUAAAGUUCCGUAUCUACAGUGCAUAAAAAUGGCAUUUGUUAAAGGGAAAAUGUUCUGUAGCUGUUGUAAGAUAUUUUUAUUUUUUGUAUUAUUUCUUGCAAAUAAAUGAACCACUUAGUUGGAUUUC
Messenger RNA from Stegodyphus dumicola, 789 nucleotides. Its product is annotated as adenosine 5'-monophosphoramidase HINT3-like. The record is from RefSeq and is a predicted model, not a curated record. Gene Ontology annotation, molecular function: catalytic activity. NCBI's taxonomy places the organism in Eukaryota, Metazoa, Arthropoda, Arachnida, Araneae, Eresidae.